Messenger RNA from Leptonychotes weddellii (Weddell seal), 1105 nucleotides. It is a transcript of the gene IAPP, whose product is annotated as islet amyloid polypeptide. The record is from RefSeq and is a predicted model, not a curated record. NCBI's taxonomy places the organism in Eukaryota, Metazoa, Chordata, Mammalia, Carnivora, Phocidae. Gene Ontology annotation, molecular function: hormone activity. Gene Ontology annotation, cellular component: extracellular region.
AAUGUUCAUGGAAUUAAGCCAUUGGAGUCAUUUGGCUUUAGCUUCCUCAUUAGAUUCUUCAUGUCCCUGGCUUCAGUCUUUGCAUAUAAACACAUUUGUUAUUCUUAAUCACUUCCUUUUAUCAAUCCCUUACUAGAGCAUACUGCUUAAUCUUUGAAAAUCCACAUUUGUAUUUUACAAAAAUGGAAAAUUCAGACUUCUGCUGUGUGUGACACACCAUUAACGGCACAAAGACACUCUGUAUCUGCUAUGUUAGUAUUUACUGAUGUGUUAAUGUAAUAAUGACCCAUCUGCUUCUGCUGUCUGUGAGGUACUUUCUAUCUAUAGGGAUGGAAAUUAAUGACAGUCUCUCUGAGAUGCCUGAUGUCAGAGCUGGGAAAGGUGUGAAGCAUAUAUAAGAGCUGGAUUACUCAUUGGCAAGUGGGGGACAAAUACUCUAGUGGAUGCAAGCUUGGGAUUGUUCAUGAAGCUUUCUUACCAUUAGAGACAUUCUCUGAUUUUGCUGACACUGAAACAUUAAAAGAAAAUUUGAGAAGCAAUGUGCCUCCUGAAGCUGCCGGUAGUUCUCAUUGUAAUCUCAGUUGCAUUAAACCAUAUGAAAGCUACUCCUAUUAAAAGUCACCAGAUGGAAAAGCGGAAAUGCAACACUGCCACAUGUGCAACUCAACGUUUGGCAAAUUUCUUAGUUCGUUCCAGCAACAAUCUUGGUGCCAUUCUCUCGCCUACCAAUGUGGGAUCCAAUACAUAUGGCAAGAGGAGCACAGCUGAGAUUUUAAACAGGAGACCAUUGAAUUACUUACCCCUUUAGAGGUCAAUGUAUCUCUACAGUUCUUAUUGUUUCAUGUAUAAAUAUCCUAGUGACUUCCCGUGUAAUUUAACAUUAGCAUGAACAUGAGUUUUUAUGUCCCAUGUUUAUUGCCAGUACAUAUAAAUUGUCAUGGUAAGAAUUGUCUUAAAUUUAAUGCUAAUUAAGAUCCCAUAAUAAAAAAGUCAAUGUCUUUAAAAUGAAGGGUUCUUGCUAUCAAUUUUUAUUUUAAAAACAUAUUAAAAAGUCAUUCUUUUGCCUGUAUCUUUAUGACCUGAGUUUGAGAACAAAGGAGAAAAU